Molecule: messenger RNA, 545 nt
Organism: Coccinella septempunctata (seven-spotted ladybird)
Lineage: Eukaryota; Metazoa; Arthropoda; Insecta; Coleoptera; Coccinellidae
Product: trypsin inhibitor
Exons: 3
Coding region: 207-455 (82 amino acids)
Molecular function (GO): serine-type endopeptidase inhibitor activity
Source: RefSeq, a predicted model, not a curated record
CUGGACCUGAAACUUCGAAAAUAAAGAAGUUCUGUCAUUUGAAAUUUGUUUACGAAUACCAUACUUAAAUGUACAUUGUUUGAGACUCCGGAAUUACACAAUGUUAUCUCAUUUCCAUUAUGCUGUUCAUUAAUUGGAUGAUUAAUUCGAAGUUGAGUCAAUUAUUCUAUAGAACGUGGAUGUUCAAUAAUUUCUGAGGGCACGAAAUGAGGAAUUUCUAUUUAUCAAUGAUGCUAGUUUGGAUUAUGUUCCAUUUAUCGAGUACUGCUUUCACUAGAAGUGAUUGCAACAAACCAGUAGAAAAGGGACCCAUUUAUUGCAAAGCAGCCCUGGUAGUUUAUAGCUGGAGAGGGGGUAAAUGUCAAGAGGCAAUUUACGGUGGAUGUUUCCCCUCAGCAAAUAAUUUUCAAACAUUGGAACAAUGCCAGAAGGUUGCUGGGAAGAUUUGUAAAUGAGGAAUCCAUGAAUUAUUCUUUUUGACACCAACAUUUGUUAUGAAUCAAUUUGCAAGACUUGUUAUUAAUAAAUAAUAUAUUUCCAAUUGA